UAUUUGAUAAAGUUCAGUUACUGUAAUAUGAUAUUUAUGACGAUAUAAUUUUCACCUUUUUUUUUUUUUAACAUUAUCACAUUGCAAACAGAAAAUGGAUGUGAUGAAGACUAUAGUGCCACGAAGUCCUGGACCUUGGGGCGGAUAUAGUGGAAAAGGUUGGGACGACGGAGUAUUUUCUACUAUUAAACAAGUGCACAUUUAUAUGAACUUGCAUAUCUCAGCUAUAUCAGGAAUUCAAAUUGAGUAUGAAAAGAAAGAUAAAACAUCAUUUUGGUCCCAACUUCAUGGUGGUCUUGGAGCUGGGAAUGAUACAGUAAGAAAGAUAAAUGUUGACGGUGAAAAUGAGUUAUUGAUUGGAAUUGAAGGAUUUUAUAGUCCGGUGGAUGAUAAUGGGGGCCUAGACGCAAUUAGACAGAUUGCAUUUUAUACAAAUAAAGGAAAAUAUGGACCCUAUGGAACUGAAAUUGGAACUUAUUUUAGCUCUUCAGCAGCUAGAGGAAAGAUCGUUGGUUUUCAUGGCAAAAGUGGUGUUUUCUUAAAUGCAAUUGGUGUUCAUAUGGAAUAUUUCUAAAUAUGUUGAUAGCAAAGGUAAUAAUGAAAAGUGGACACUCACAAUCAAAGCCUAGAUGUUAACAAUUGUAAUAUUUCUUGUUGUCUAUAAAAUUUUAUAUAUUGGAGAAACUUAGUGUGGCUUCGAAA
Messenger RNA from Nicotiana tabacum (common tobacco), 702 nucleotides. NCBI's taxonomy places the organism in Eukaryota, Viridiplantae, Streptophyta, Magnoliopsida, Solanales, Solanaceae. The record is from RefSeq and is a predicted model, not a curated record.